Messenger RNA from Cuscuta europaea, 942 nucleotides. The record is from the annotation of a GenBank genome assembly. Lineage: Eukaryota; Viridiplantae; Streptophyta; Magnoliopsida; Solanales; Convolvulaceae.
CAUACAUCACCAUGCGAAAAUAAUAAAAUAUCCUUUCCUAUAUUCACCCGAUUUGACAUGGUAUGAGAGCAGCCAUAGUCUGGGACCGUCCACUGCACGUACCGCCGUCAUCAAGCAUGGCCGGAGAAACAGAGAACCAUGGUGACGGACAUCGACAGGAACGACGGAAAAUAAAUGAUCAGUGGCAGCAAGGAGGCAGCAACACGGGUUUGCAUAAACCGGGCUUUACGGAUGAGCAGUGGCAGACUCUUCUCAAACUAAUGGAAAAUUGUAAGACCACUCCUAUUGAAGAAAAGCUCUCAGGUAUGAAAAUUCAUAAUGAAUGGAUCUUAGACUCCGGUGCAUCCUAUCACAUGACCGGAAACGAUGGUAAACUAAGGAGAAUGACAAAAAUUGAUCCAGUAGUCGUGACUCUUCCUAAUGGUGUUAUAUGGAUGAAUGCACGGUUGACUUUAAAUGAUGUACUGCUAGUACACGGGCUACAGUGCAAUCUUAUUUCACUUGCACAAUUAAUUGAUAAACGGAAAUGUGAUAUAUUUUUUACUAAUGAUUUAUGUGUAAUACAUGACCUACUUACGAGGAUGCCGAUCGGAGUGGGUGAUCGACGAGGGGGAGUUUAUUACUUUCGGAGUCGGGACCGUGCACAAGUCCAUGCUGUGGCAGGGAUGGCUUAGGUGAUUUGUGGCAUUCACAAUUGGGGCAUCCGUGAGUAAAAGUUCUGCGUUUAGUUAAUUGUUUGAAUAAAGCAGAAUUACAAUCUGUUCAGAAUAAAGCCUGUGAUGCAUGUUUACGAGGCAAACAAAUUCGUGAUAUUUUUUCUAUUAGUAGUGCACGUGUUGUUGAACCUUUUGAGCUAAUUCAUUGUGAUGGUUGGGGUCCAUAUCGUUUUCCCUCUACUUGUGGAGCUCGUUAUUUCUUGACUAUAGUUGAUGAUUUUUUUAG